AGCUAUGUUAUUUAUUAUUACCGUACGACCUUACAGUUAGAUUUUAGCACACGCACUUAUCCCGAACUAUCGAUAUCAUCAUUAGUACCUGAGCAUUCCCAACGUGCGUUUGAGACGAUUGUGGUUACAAUAACGUGCUUUCUCCACUAAUACGGUAAACUAUAAAGUAAUUACUAAGAGAAAUUUGAUCUCAGAUGGGAGCGCAAUUUCAAUACAUAGAAUAAAGGAACGAUCUGGCAAUUCUUUCUUAAGGUGAAUGUACAACAAAACAUAUUUCAAAUAAUUAAAAUUAAGAACACAAUAUGCUAUUUCAAUAAAUCACGCAAUAAAAAGGUCUGUAACGAUAAUUCUGGAUAUUUGUGCCUAACAUUUUCGCGCGUAUACAUUUUUAUUCGACAUAACGACUGGGCGCCGAUAACGUUAUCGGUCUUGAAAUAUCGAAACCCUAUAUCUAAUUAACUUGACAAUUAAUUUAAUAAUGAUGCUGAUUAAGCAAACUUUAGAAAUAAUUUGUAAAUUUCUUGUGAAAAAUACUACCCAGCUAGAUUUAGCAUCUGGACCUCCCUAUUACUAACCGGGAAGAACCUUCCCAGGUUCGCGGCUCGCAGUUGCUAUGUUGAAUAGAGAUGUAUACCCAAAAAUAUUCGUCACGUAGAUCUAGCAUUACCGUCAUAAACCUUUUAUUUCUGUGAUUUAUAUCGAUGAUUGAAUUCAUUAUUAUAAUGCUAUUAUCUUGAAUUUAAAUUGCACGCAUUUAUAUAUUGUUAUUUAACAUAUCACAGUUGACAUAAGUUCCCAAUGUUAAAUAAGCUCAAAAAGAACUUACUGAAAGUCACCUAGAAAUCUAUUACAUUUUCCAAGUAAGGUCAUUUUAUUUACGUCGUUGUUUAAUUCCCGUCGUUCUUAUACAUAUGUGACGACAGCGAAAUAUUUUUCUCGCAAUUUGUGUUUGUACCUUUCUUUCUUCAGAUAAAGAAACAUUGUUACACAUAUCGACAAGACUCAUCAUGAAAAUAUUAAAACUAUUGUUAGAUGUUAGUUUAAUAUUUAUCUCUGUAAAAGCUGCUAAUAAUCACGACUCACUGACUGAAGUACAUGAUAGCAUAAAUAGAGAGUCAAUAACAGUGACAGGAUAUGACAUCAUAUUAGUACCAUUUGUAAACGAAAAUGACUAUAAAAGGAUGGACAUUCCUGAUUCCUAUGAAAACAUUGAAAUUACUGAAAAUUUAAAAUCAUACAUCGAUGAGCAAGUAAUAAAAGGAAAUUCUCUCUUCUAUGGCCAAUUAACUAUGCACUUUCGAUGUAAAAGUAAAAUAAAUACAAUACGUCUUCAUACACAAAACUUGAAAAUAGAUGAUGAAGUAACAACAAUUAUGUAUACUGAUAUAAGGAGUGAUGAUCGUGUAGCUCGGUCCUAUAAACCGAGAAUGCAUAAAUAUGAUAACGAAACACAAACGGUCGUUCUUACUGUUGACGAUGUUGACCUGCAUAAGUUUAUUGCUCAUCGACUAAUUAUGAAAUUUGUCGGUAGUAUAACGUAUAUCACAGGAGCCUUCGUCAAAACAUUCUACAAAAAACACAGCGGGAAAAUGGGAUCGGUGAUUGCAGCAGCCGAUUUUCAAGGGGCUGGAGCUCGACAACUAUUUCCAUGCUUGGACGAACCAAAUAUAAGGACCAAGUUUACAAUUUCCGUAAGGCAUCGUGAAAAUCACGCGGUUAUAUCGAAUGAGGCAAUUUCGGUCUAUCUACCAACUGGUAAAGAUGAUAUGGCUUGGUCACAUUUCAAGUCAACGGAUAGUAUAUCCCCAUAUCACGUAGCCGUUGUAUUAAUCCAAUUCGCCCAACUCUCCAAACCAGUAGAUAUUUGGGGCAGAACCAAAGUGAAACCGCAAACAAAAUUUGCGGAGAAAAUUAUUUCAAAUGCCACAAAAUAUAUGGAUAAAGCAUUUAGUAUGUUAAACCUUCCACCGGCAGUAACUCAUGUUAUAAUGCCAGGUUUUCGAGACGUACGACUGGAAAGUUGGGGACUCAUUAUUUAUAGCGAAGCAAUUUUUCUCUACAAUGAAAAAGUAGAUUUCAUUGCAUGGAAGCUUGAAGUAGGACGCAUGGUAGCACGGAAAAUAGUACAUCAAUUCUAUGGCAAUCUGAUCUCUCAACCUUCGUGGUCUUAUAUGUGGUUAAACGAAGGCAUUGCUUCGUAUUUGGCGAUGGAGAUCAUUAGUCAGUAUGUAUAUCCCCACUACAAGGAUUUACUCACAGUUCAACUUCAAUAUGAAUAUUUCCGUUUGAAUGAGUAUUACGAUAUGCCUCUUAUGUCCGAAAUCACUAAACCCUCUGAUAUAAGUUCUUCUUUCUCUUUCACUUAUUACAUUAAAGCACCAGUUUUCAUAUACACGGUGGUUCAUAUACACUCAUUACCAUUAUUAACACCCUCAGAUGCAUUUCAGAAUGCUCUCAAAAAAUACUUAAUAACGUACAGGUUGCGCUCCAUCGAUUCUUCGACGAACACAAUCGACAUAUUCUUCAAUGUUUUGCAAAAUUUCUUAUCACCCAAAUUAGAUAUUAAGUUAACGGAAAAAGUAAGUCAAUGGGUAAAGCAAAAACGUUAUGCAGUACUGCGGGUGACACGAUCUUCCGAGACUACAUUAAACAGCACGCAAGAAUAUCUUAAUCAAUCGCAUCCGAAAAUAUCGUGGUUACCAGGGAUUGUAACCAUAAAGUACUUUCACGGUAAUACAGAGCAACAAUGGCACAAUCUGCAGGAACCAAUCAUACACUUACAAUUAGAUAAUAAGUACAGUAUUGAAUGGUUCCUUGUAAACCGAACUGGAUUCUAUCGUGUUAAUUACGACUAUUAUAAUUGGCGAAAACUUAUGGAAUAUCUAAAUUCAGAGAACUACCUUGGUAUAGACGUAGUCAAUCGUGCACAGAUCAUUGACGACGCGUAUUACUUUCUAUUAAACAACGAACUCAAUUUCACUUUCUUCAAAAACCUCACACUCUAUCUAUCGAAUGAAACGAAUUAUGUGGCGUGGUAUCCUAUGUUCAAAAUUCUGGAAGAGAUGUCAGCCUUCUUUCCAUUUCCAGAGAGCGCGGAAGUUAAGGAACACUUUCAGAAAAUUUUGGAAUCUCUCCUGGAAAAGAUAGGAUAUAUAGAGGUUGGAAAAGGAAAUAUUUUCGACAAAUCUUUACAAUAUGAAGCAGCAAAAUGGGCAUGCACUCUAAAUUCUUCAAAGUGUCUCGAUAGUGCCUCUGUAAUGUUAUCAACAUAUUAUAAAUUGGCACACGGAACUGUGCCAGGAUGGAAGGAAUGGAUAUAUUGUGAAGGAAUGAAGACAGCGUAUGUUGAGACUUGGUCGAGAAUGUGGAAUGCAUCUUUCACAAAUAAAAAACUUUUAAAGUUUUUAACAUGUUCUGAAAAUAGUACCAUCAUCAUUAAUUACAUCCAUCAAUUAAAAUCAGGAUAUUUUAUAGGAGAAUACGGUCUUGAAAUUUUUCAUUCAAUUAUUGCACGACAUGCGAAAAAUAACUUCGUCCUCGAUUAUAUAUUAGAAAAUUUUUCACAUGUAAUACCUAGAGAGAUUAAGACUAUUGUGGCGUUAACAGACAUUAUUAAUCAUCUAUAUACUGCAGAUCAACUUACAAAGGUGACCAACUUUGUGAGAAUUAAUUUUUCUUCGCACAUAUUUUUUAUGCAGCUUUCCAAUAAAACACGUAUACGAUUGACAGAAAUCCAAAACCAUGUUUCCUACUUCAAGAGUUUUUUAGAGACAAAAUUUUGAAUAAUUAAUCAUAAAAUAUGAGAAAGCAUCGUUGUUUACAAAUAUUAUAUAUUUAUUUUUGUGUAAUA
Molecule: messenger RNA, 3850 nt
Organism: Vollenhovia emeryi
Lineage: Eukaryota; Metazoa; Arthropoda; Insecta; Hymenoptera; Formicidae
Product: aminopeptidase N-like
Exons: 11
Coding region: 1008-3782 (924 amino acids)
Biological process (GO): peptide catabolic process; proteolysis
Cellular component (GO): cytoplasm
Molecular function (GO): zinc ion binding; metalloaminopeptidase activity; peptide binding
Source: RefSeq, a predicted model, not a curated record